Messenger RNA from Helicoverpa armigera (cotton bollworm), 961 nucleotides. RefSeq names its product collagenase. Gene Ontology annotation, biological process: proteolysis. The record is from RefSeq and is a predicted model, not a curated record. Lineage: Eukaryota; Metazoa; Arthropoda; Insecta; Lepidoptera; Noctuidae. Bases 57 to 899 code for a protein of 280 amino acids. Gene Ontology annotation, molecular function: serine-type endopeptidase activity. The transcript is spliced from 6 exons.
CGUAUAAAAUACUGCUGUCUGCGGUCUUUCCGUACUUUCUAUCAGUGUGUGACACGAUGAAGGCUGUGGUGGUGUUAGUUUGUCUGUUGGGGCUGGUGGUGGGUGAGGAUGUGGUGGCGCGGUACCACCGGCAGGUGGGGAUACCGGCCGCUGCCAGGAUGAUGGCGCAGGAGUCCAUGAGAAUAGUCGGAGGCCUCAGCUCUUUUAAAGGGGAACAUCCUUUUCUAGCAGGGCUGGUGAUCACUCUGAAGACAGGUGAGACAUCAGUAUGCAGCGGGUCUCUGCUAAACCACUACUACGUCGUGUCUGCCGCUCAGUGCUGGUAUGAUGGAGAAUCCGAAGGCAAGGAAGUGCAGGCAGUAUUAGGGUCAGUGAGCCUGUUCUCCGGCGGCACCAGGGUGUAUGCGAAGACGGUGACGUUACAUCCGGAAUACGACGCCGACAAACUCCUCAACGACAUCGCGAUGAUGGGGUUCUCUUACAUUUCAUUCAACAGUUACGUAAGUCCGAUAACUCUGCCUGUUUCGUACUUCAGCUCACUGGCGGGCUACAGGGCACAGAUCAUUGGCUUCGGCAAAACAUCCACUGAUGGUGCAUUAAAUGAAAACGCGAGCCUUCGUGACGUAUACGUGACGGUGAUGAACAACACUCAGUGCCAGGAGGUGUACGGCUCACACGUGACCGCUGCUACCAUAUGCACCAGUGGCGAGGGCGGCAAGGGCGCCUGCGGGGGAGACGGGGGUGGUCCUCUGAUCCUGCGCCGAUUCAUCGGAGCCGCUGGCAAGGACCUAUUGGUGGGUGUGGUGUCGUUCACUGCUGGCUCCGGCUGCGAGAAGGGCUUGCCCACGGGACACACGCGCGUCACCUCCUACCUGCGCUGGAUCAACAGCUUCUUGUAAGGAGAGGAGCAUCCACUAUUGACCCGGCACGAUAUGGCUACUGCUUGUAUAAUAAUUAUAUG